AUUAUUCAGUCCACUUUUUUGGCUAAGUAUUAAGAAACGAUGCUUGUUUAAUUAACUCAUAUUAUGAGUGGAACGAAGCAAUUGCCGAAUAUUAAUAAGAUCUUUAGAGAAGAGGAUGACCUUAACUUCUUACCUUCUGGGGGGUCUAAUUUAGCGUCUAUUUUUGGUACUCCGCAAAAAACUCAAAAUCUUCCAACACCCUUACGAUAUACAUCCCCAGAACAAUCUGUCAGUGGUCAAAAUGCAUUCCAAACUAUUCCAUCAGCUAAGACAGAAGUUCUUCUUGCAAAAGCUAUCCAUGCUUUUAAAUUGCAAAAGGGCCAUUAUGUAUCAGUUGGAAAGCUUGGUAUGGCUUUAACAGGAAAUAUAUCAACAAAGCAGUAUCAAUUAAUUCUAUAUACAGGCAAACAAGAUCAUAUAUCAAUCGUUACUAUUACACCAGAGUUUUCAUACAGUGUGCAAACCAAUAAUUAUUCUUCUUAUUAUGAUGCUAAUAAGGACAACUGGUCAAUUCUUUUUGAUAAUAGUGAAGCAAGCAUAGAAUUUGCCAGAGAAAUUGCUCUUUCAAGAUAUUUUUCAAAAACAGAAAAACUUGACAAUAUAGUGUUAUACCAAGAUUUAACAGAAAUAAAAAAAGACUCAGUUGUGAAAAAGGAUGACAAAGUUUCCAUCAAAUAUUUUAUUAUAGUAGAAUUAAUGCAACCUCUAAAGGUUGCUUCCUUCUCUACACAGACUGUUACAGAAGAAUUAUACGUAGAUGAUAAUUGGGAGAAGCUUCUCGAAGGUCUUAGUGUAGAAUCAAAAAGAAUGAUAUUUUUACCACCAAACAAACAGAUCAUUCUGGGGCCUCCAUUCCCCAAAGACAAGGAUGUUGCUUUGGAGAUUGAGUUAAUCAAAAUAUUUCCCCCAAAAGAAGAAGUUUCAAAACCUCCAGCUAGUGGUAAAGCUGCAAUUCUUUCAAGAAUGGCUAAGAUGGGACAAUCCAUACUCCCCAAGUUAUCAACAUCCACGACAACAGAUUCCGAGGAUACAGAAGAAGAGCUUCAGCCAAAGUCAACACGAUAUAAAAGAUCCGAAGCAUCGGGAAUAUCCUCCCAAAAGAAACAAGUGCAUUCGAUUCAACAACCAACUGAUCAAAUUAGUCAGAGUAGCGAUAAUGCUUUCAAGCCUGGAAAUUCCGUACCACCCAUUAUGUCUACAAUGCACAGACCACUGAUUCCAGUCUCAGCAUUUACAGCUCAAUGGCCGCAAACUCCAUUACAAUCUCAGUAUAUGACCGCGGAUGGUCAGUUAUAUCCUAUGCAUCAACAGACAAUUGCACAACCAAUUCCAGCUGCUAUGGACCCGAAUCUAAAUAUAUUUUUAACAGAGUCUAGGACCCAAAGUACUGAAAUUCGAAUGGGCAUGGCUAAGAUAGCAGAUAAUGUGCAGAAACUUCUUGAUAAGUUUCAUGUUCUUGAAGUUCAAAACGCCGCGACGCCUGCAACCGAUAAAACAAUAGAGACUUCCUUGAGGAUGUUAUUAAAUCUGCAACAAGUGGAGAUAAAAAAUAGCGAAUUACAAAGAAAUACAGUUGUUGACACAAGUGCUAGUGAUAAAGAAAUCGAGAAAUUAACAGCCACAAAUCAGGAACUUACAGCUACAAUAUUAAUGUUAAAAAAAGAAUUGAAAGACACAAAAGAUGAAGUGACUGAUGCCAAGAAACAUAUUGCUGAUGUUGAGCAAGAGAAGAAGAAUGUGAUUAAGAAAAAUGAUGCACUCACUAUAAAAAUUAAUGAUUUAGAAGGCUCAUUGACAGAGACCCGAGAGGCCAAACAAAAGAUGUCAAAUGAAUUGAUAGAGGUAAAAGGAGUUGUUGACAAUUACAAAAAACGAAUAAUGGAAAUGGAAGAUAAAAUUUCUGAACUGGAGGAGAAGAAUAAUGUGUUAAAGAAGACUGAAAUUUCUUUAAGACAAAGAAACGAUAAUUCUAGUGGACUGGACAAGACAAGAGAAAUUAAACGCAUUAUGAAUGAAACCUAUCAAACGUUGCAGGCCAAAUUUACAGAAGAUUUGUAUGCUACGAGUUAUAUUAAAGAAACUAUUGCAUAUACAAUAAAGAAUAUAACUUUGCAAGUACUGCAAGCAGAUCAGGCCCAUGAAUCUCAGAAAAAUGCAGAAAUAUUGAAAUUGUCAAAGGAAAAGACAGAACUGUCUGAGGAAAGUGCCAAAACUGAAAAUGAAAAAAGGGUUCGGAGUCCUGUUGACUUGCCACAGUUUAGUCAAAGUUCUGUCAUUUCCGCCAACCAAGACGAACCACCGCCCAUUCCACCAAUGGAUCUGGAUGAGGAGACUGAUUGGUUACCAUGAAAUAAAGAUUCCAAGAGUUCGCGGAAAAAGUCUAUUCCAGUGAGAAGGAUCAAAGGACCUUAAAGAUUUCUACGCAAAGUCGUUGGAAUUCGAUUCACAGAGGUUGGAAAUAUGAAAACACAUGAUGAGAGAGAAGAGAUGCGCUGUAGACCAGUCACUUGUCCUGUGCC
This is a messenger RNA of Cephus cinctus (wheat stem sawfly), 2519 nucleotides long. RefSeq names its product FK506-binding protein 15. Bases 64 to 2349 code for a protein of 761 amino acids. The transcript has 13 exons. Lineage: Eukaryota; Metazoa; Arthropoda; Insecta; Hymenoptera; Cephidae. The record is from RefSeq and is a predicted model, not a curated record.